This is a messenger RNA of Ahaetulla prasina, 2890 nucleotides long. Its product is annotated as probable ATP-dependent RNA helicase vasa-like. The coding region runs from base 24 to 392 and encodes 122 amino acids. Gene Ontology annotation, molecular function: zinc ion binding; nucleic acid binding. The transcript is spliced from 2 exons. NCBI's taxonomy places the organism in Eukaryota, Metazoa, Chordata, Lepidosauria, Squamata, Colubridae. The record is from RefSeq and is a predicted model, not a curated record.
GCUGGUAUACCCUGGCAGCAGAGAUGGAAAUUGAACUAGCGAAGGACCGUAGCAGAAGGCAGCGCACUGGAAGACCUUACCCGGCCCAUUCUCCUGGGUGGCCCUCAAGGGACACGCCUAGACCAGAGGGAGGGGGACAACGAUCGACUGCGUGCUACAGAUGCGGAAAAGAGGGCCAUCGGGCAGCCGACUGUCGAGUGAAGUUGGUUCCAAGCACGACCCCUGGUGGUGGGAAGGAAGCAGUGAAACCAACUGCUAAGGCGCGAAAACCGGCAAAAGUGGAGGACGGCAUUGCCAAGAAGGGCACGCCCAUCCAAGAGGACCGCGAAGCGUCGACCGACACUGAUGACAGCAAAACCACAUCGGAGUCCGACGAAGACUUUCUGGACUGACGUCCUUGUUGCAGGAGGGCCGAAUGUCAGCCUCCACUCCACUCUUCAUUUACUUUUAAAUGAUUAUAUCAGUAGAUAGAAUGUAAAAUGUUUAUUUCUGUAUUAUAAACUUUUAGGAUCAUGAGGUGAAUCAUACCACCGUCCGGGGUAAGGGAAAGGAGCUUAUUAUUAGUGUCGGCUGACAUAACUGGGAGGAGGGGUGAUUAAUGAUUGAGUGUUAUCAGCGCGCGCUUUCCUAACCGACACUGCAUUCCUGAGUUGACUGACAUCCAGAGACUUGUGGAAGAAGAUUACCACGAGGGGCCGUGAAGGAGUUGGCAUUGGACCAGACCAGCCUGACCUCCUGGAGGAGGAGGGACAAUUGGGGGGAUAUGAUAUGUUUGCCAUAUUUUGUCUCAGUUCCAGCUUUGCUUGGCUGCUAACCAGACUGUAAAAGUAAAAGUACUUGUUUCCAAUCCAAAUGGAGUCAAGGUGAAUUCUUUCCUAUUUGCCGUCGGGGGUAGCCUGACAGCCUUCCUUUGCUUCUUUGCCAGCAUGAACGGCCUGUUACAGGCCAAAAUGGAGGGUCCCUGGGCCCGAUCUGCCCUCCCGCGCCUCUUCCAGGCCUUCCUAGGGCUCUCCUGGCCUCUUACAGGCUGAAAUAGAGGGUCACUGGGCCCAAUCCACCCUCCCCAACCCCAUUUCCCAUGGCUUUACUGUACUUACUUUUCAAAGAGCUACAAAAGAGGGUGAGCCACCUGGCAGAGAAGCCAAAGUCUUUUAUUCAGAAACCGGUGAAGCUGUAAGAAUGUGAGAUGUAAGGAAAACAGCUUUCCCCAUCUGAAUAAAAGACUUCAGCUUCUCUGCCAUGAGGGCCUGCAGAUUUAGUUUUUAUCCAGUCUGUGUUCUGACCUAGGCUCCCUUAACAAGCAGGAGGCAGGAAUUACUGGCAAAACCUCAUUCACAGUCAGCAAGGUUUUUUCAAACAAUUUUUCAAAGGACUAUUUCUCAACACACUUUUUCUCGUUUGGCAAGCUGCCAUGUAAAUUUGCAGUACAAGGCAAAACUUGGAACAGAGUCUCUCAGAGUCAUGGAAUGAACAAAUUGUUUCCUGCAAAAGCCCACUCCCUGUUUUUUCCUCUUUUAUUUCCUAUGGGGGGGGGGCAAUUAUUUCCAAGAUGUGGCCUUACUCCCAAGUCGACCAUGCUUUCUUAAUUGUUCUUGUCUUGUCUGGCAGCUCUGUGCAUGCACAUACUAGGAAUGGGCUCCAGCUGCUCCUCUGCCUCGCUGCUGUCUAUCUCCCUCUCUGCCUCCGAUGCAGAGCCCUUGUCCAAGCUUUCCCCAGCCCCCAGGAUUGUCCCAAGUUCCUCCCCAACCUCCUCACUUUCAGACUCUGCUGCCAGCUCUGCUGGCAGGCCACAAUAGUCUGGACAAGCUUAGCUUGGGCCCAGUCUGCUGGCUGCUGACUGGCUAGUUCAAAUGAGCAGCUUCAGGGAUUGAGGUGUGGCAGUCAAUCAGCAAGGGCCUUGCAGUUCAGCCCGAUGAGACAAAGGAAGCAACCUCCCCUUUGAUUGGCUGCUGUUGCUGCUACCUCAAGCAGGAGGCUGCUAUGGCCCAGUCCAGGCCUAGGCCUGCUGGCCAAAUGCCCCAGCCGAAGUCUUUUGCUCAGAAGCUGGUGAAAAUGUUUUUGUUAGCUUUCACGUUCUUACAGCUUCACCAUCAUCUGAAUAGAACACUUUGACUUCUCUGAAAGUGGGUCAGCCUCUUUUGGACCUCUGGAAAAGUAAGAUCUUCAAAAAGUAAGUAAUAAAAUAAAUGGCAUGAUUAACAUUUCCAUUAUUUUCAGUGGGAAGUAAAGGUAAUUUAAGUUAGCAUGAAUGUAACCUAUUAAGAUUAUGUUUAAAAAUAUAAAAGAACUAUAUGUUAAAAAUUUCUCUGAUCUGCAACUAAAUGUAUCAUUUUAGCAAUUUUUGACAUAAGAUUGCCAGAUUUAAAAAUUCUGAGUAUUUAAACAUUUCACGGAAAAGUCUUUUUAUAAUGCUACUAUCAAGCAUUGUACAUUAGGCUUGUCAAAUUUUUUGUUUCUGAUCAGAUUGCAUUUCACAAUGCUUCAAGUGUAUAAAGGCUUAUUUAGUUAUAUUAACAGAAUAGAUACCAGUAAAAAUUAUACAUUUACAGCAAAAAAAAAAGUAAGUAAUCCAUGGGAAAUGGCGUGGGGAGGAGUAAGUGGAAUCUGAGAUGCUAGCAAAGCAGGGCCAGUCUGUGGAGACCCAGGGGAGCAGGAUGGGGUGGGUGAAACAAUUGUGGGGACUCCAGGGGAGCAUGAGGUAUCUCAGUGGAUUGGGAGAGGCCUUGGAUGGUCUGCUCCAGCACUAGCUGGAGCACAUGCUGUUCCCCAGCCUGAGAUACCUUGUGUGAAUUUAAAGACCUGCACAUUCGAUGGUGAAAGCAGGGAGUGAUUACGUUCAUUUAACGUGAUUCAAUCAAAUGAAUCCCCAGGUUACAAAUCUAAUUGGCAG